Molecule: messenger RNA, 1068 nt
Organism: Symbiodinium sp. CCMP2592
Lineage: Eukaryota; Dinophyceae; Suessiales; Symbiodiniaceae
Source: the annotation of a GenBank genome assembly
AUGAGCAUCUUUUACGUAACCAUCGCUGCAUACAUCUUGAUCGGCGGUGUCGGAGUUGGUAUUUUCCUAUGGGGCAAAGAGCAUGGAAACUCCUUCUUCGACAAGCUCUACCGCCUCUUCUGCAUGCAUUUUCCGAGACUGCUCAAGAAGGCUUUAGAGAAGGUUUUCGGCAAGAGAGCUCCUGCCGUGUUGGACGCUGCUUGGGUGUACGUUUGCUACACAAGCAAUCCGUUGGUGCAGAUAUUUUAUUUGCUCGUCGUGGUGGGUGGCUACGCCACCUUUGUGGCAUACAGCCACCCUCACAUUCCGAACAAGCUGCUUAGCAAUGUCCACAAGUACAUCGGUUUUGGUAUCUUCUCUACUUGCCUGGCAAUCUGGUGGAGAGCCUGCACAGCCGAUCCGGGGAUUGUGACUCCUCAGAAUCUGGACAAGAUUUGCGAGAUUUGGAAGUGGGACGAGCAGAUCUUUCACAUGGCCGUCUGCAGAUCUUGCGAGCUUGCGAAACCGGCACGCUCCAAGCACUGCUCCCUGUGCAACCACUGCGUGGCAAGGUUCGACCACCAUUGCAUUUGGAUCAACAACUGCGUGGGUGUUGGAAACCACAAGUACUUCCUAGCGUUUCUGGGUGCACACCUCGUGAUCUGCUUUUACGGCUUCGGGCUCACGGCGACAAUCCUGUACAACCUGAUCGUGCAGAAGGAGCUCCUGAGCGCCGUCUUCGUUCGUCCGGACACUCGCGAACGGUUUCAAGCGACGAAGCUCAUGGUGAUGCAGUACUUGCUUGCCACGGAGGGCAUGGUGGUGUUCAUUUGCGCCCUCUGUUGCAUUAUGGGAGUCGUGCUCUUCGGCUUCUUCGGCUGGCACCUGUACUUAGUGAAAGCAGGGACCACAACGAACGAGCUGAGCAAGUGGAGCUACGUCAGGAUGUGCUUGAAACACGAAGGUCCGGAGGGAAAGGAGAAGUUGAAGCUCCUCGUGAAUGAGUAUGACCAGGUCUUAGUGCACUUGACACAUCUUGUCGUCCAUUGCAGACUGAUUUUCAAGAGGUGUCAUCCGAUGUAUCUUUGA